AUGGCCUGGCUGAUCGCAUACCCGGCAGUGGCCAUGUUGGCCAUGUUCAUCGUGCUCGUCAUCAUGAUGAUCCUACGAUUCGGCGCACAGCUCUGCCAGCUGCGCCACCACGCGCUGCCGGAUGAUCAAGAUUUGCGUGAUCAUGCGUACGAUCAGAAGGUUAGCUACGCCUGA
Anopheles marshallii is the source of this 174-nucleotide messenger RNA. RefSeq lists its product as uncharacterized. The record is from RefSeq and is a predicted model, not a curated record. Lineage: Eukaryota; Metazoa; Arthropoda; Insecta; Diptera; Culicidae. Bases 1 to 174 code for a protein of 57 amino acids. The transcript has a single exon.